Messenger RNA from Mangifera indica (mango), 1169 nucleotides. Its product is annotated as glycine-rich cell wall structural protein 2. The record is from RefSeq and is a predicted model, not a curated record. Lineage: Eukaryota; Viridiplantae; Streptophyta; Magnoliopsida; Sapindales; Anacardiaceae. The transcript has 2 exons. The coding region runs from base 505 to 966 and encodes 153 amino acids.
AUAUAUAUAUAUAUGGCAGCCAGCCGGUUGCAACAUGCAAACUUGUAAAUUGGCCCGUUCAUUUGUUGUUAAAGCCUGCCAAAGUUCUAUUUGGUGUUGAAAAGGGUUCAACUCAGUGAUCUUUUGCAAGUCCACUAUAUUUCUUUCUCACUCUUGUCUAAUUUUAAUAUGCCAAGCCCAUUAAACUCACUGACAUUGACGUAGCCGACCCAGCUCACAAUCAGGAUUCGUUUUGGACCCAGAUAGAGCUAACCGACCCGUUUGGCAUCUCUCGCCGGAGAAACAUGCGAAGCUAAUGGUGAUCAUGCAAUUCGCCAGCUUCACCAAAACCAGAUCACACAGUCCACCAGCAGGUGACAUUCACCCUCUAUAUAUUCUUUGACUAACCACUUGGUCCAUAACCUUAGCAUUCUUGUUUCCAAAAAAAAAACUGGUUGGGCUGGGGUGGUGUAUAAGUAAGUGAUCGUUGUGAGAGGGUAGGGGUGUAUUUGGUUUUGUGAAAAUAUGGAAAGGAAUGGUGUGGUUUUAUGGAGCUUUACUUUCUUGUGUUUGGGGCUCAUUAGUAGUGUUCUAGUAGAAGCUAUCAGAGGGAGGCUUCCAAGUGAAAUGGGGUUUGGAAAGGAAACUAGCCCUACCAAAGUGGCAGGUUCUGGCCAUCGAGUGCGGCCUACUACUAGUUUUUACGAAGGCAGCAGCUAUGGUGCUGGUAUUGGUGGUGGUUUUGGGGUUGGGAUCGGGGGUGGAGUAGGUAAUGGCUAUGGUUCUGGUGGGGGCUUUGGCUCUGGAGGCGGCAUGGGUUCUGGAGGUGGUUUGGGUUCAGGUGGAGGGGACAGUGGACAUGGCUCCGGCUAUGGUUGGGGAAGUAACGGCGGAGGAAGCGGCUAUGGCGGAGGCUCAGGUUCAGGAUAUGGUGGUGGUGGUGGUGGUGGCGGCGGCGGGGGAGGCUAUGGUUCAGGCUCUGGAUAAGACCGGGUAUGAGGAGGGUGGAGGUACCCCAGAAAGAAUUAUCUGCUGUGUUGUUGCAAGGGAAGAAUGGAAGAAGAAUAACGACAUAAUUUGUCGCCCUCUCUUAUUAUUCUUGGCUUGUCAUAUGUAUUUAGUUUGGAACGUCUUCGAUGACAAAUAAAGCAACUCUGAAAAAAUGGUAAUUUUGAUUGCAUUCACAGAAA